Molecule: messenger RNA, 2439 nt
Organism: Anopheles nili
Lineage: Eukaryota; Metazoa; Arthropoda; Insecta; Diptera; Culicidae
Product: patj homolog
Exons: 1
Coding region: 1-2439 (812 amino acids)
Molecular function (GO): protein binding
Source: RefSeq, a predicted model, not a curated record
AUGGUGCUGAGCACAGAGUGGUCCCAGGUGGAGAUAAUCGACCUGAUCAACGAUGGCAACGGUCUGGGCUUCAUGCUCGUCGGUGGCCGCAGUACAGGUGUAGUGAUCAAAGCACUCAUCCCAGGCUCAGUGGCGGAGCGAGACGGUCGACUGCAGAGUGGCGAUCACGUCCUGCAGAUAGGUGACGUCAACCUGCGAGGCUUCAGCUCGGAACAGGUGGCAACCGUGCUGCGACAGUCGGGGCAGCAGGUCCGCCUGAUCGUGGCACGGCCCGUCGAACCCACCUCUCCCGAUUACCAGGCGCUCGCCAGCCAUGCACCGAUCAUCCCGACCAAAAUGCUCACCGAUCCUGACGAGCUCGACCGGACUCUGCUGCAGACGGCAGGAUACACCUCGGGUGCCUUUCUGCAGCCGACCGUUGGAGGAGGUGGUGGCACCACGCUCGGUCUGCUGGCUGCGGCUGCUGCGGCGGCUAGUGGUGACGGUGGAGGUGGUCUUUGUCCGACUCAUAUCGAGGUGGUUGCUGUCAACAACAGCUUGCACAGCAACAACGGCAUUGGUGGCUCGAUGGAGUCUACCAACGGUGGCACGGUGGCGCUCAUCUCACCGACCUCCAUCACGCUUCCGUCCCUGCCGCCUUACCAGCUGGUCGAUGGAGUUGUUGGUGGCAGUGAGCUCGCCACUGAGCCUCCUGGAACACCUCAGUCACCGUUCGGUGGUGAGCUGGAUCGCGUGCCACCUGACACACCGGAGACAGAGACCUACGAGGUGGAGCUGCGCAAGAACGUGUACGGGCUCGGCAUCACGGUGGCAGGAUACGUGUGCGAAGAGGAGGACCUGUCCGGGAUCUUCGUGAAGAGCAUCAUCGAAGGCAGUGCGGCCGAGAUGAGUGGCAAGAUAGCGAUCAACGAUCGGAUAGUAGCUGUUGACAGUCGCUCUUUGGCAGGUGUCACCAACCAUCAGGCGGUGGAGCUAUUGCGCAACACCGACAUUGCGGUUCGUCUCACGCUGGAGCGGUUCCUGAGAGGACGCAAGUACGAACACCUGCAGGUAGCGCUCAUAGACCCGAUGGUGCCGCCGGUCGCAGGUGUUGGGGGUGGUGCCGGCUCCACCAUCGGAUCAGCUUCCUGUGCCCGUUCCAACGGACCCACACACCCGUACUCGGCCCAUGGAGGCGUCGCAGGUGAUCUCACCGGCGGCAUGGUAACGUCACACUCGCAGACUCUGUCACAGUGCGCAUCGCAGUGUCAUUCACAGCGUUGCUCGAUCGUGCAGUCACCCUCAGCGACGACUCUAUCCAUCUGUCCCGCUCGAUCGGAUGCGGACUCCAUCCUGACAGAGUGUGGUGUAUUCGAGUGCGGCGGGAUCGAGCCUGAGCUCGAGUCGGGCACGACGUUCGAUUCGAGUGUGUUUGCGCUCGAAAAUGGUGCCGAGGUGGUAUCCUGCGACGAGCUGCCGGAUGUGACGGAGCCUGACGCGUCCCCACUCGUCAACGGGACUGUUGUGGGGGCGGCGGUGGCCGAAACGAGGGGAGAGGCCACCGACAGUGACGGCUGUGAUACGGGAACCGGCUCGGCUCCCGGAGAUCCAGUGGUGCUGCGGUGGUCUCGCGAGGUUCCCAACAGCCAGAUCGUGGUCGCCGACAUCCGGAAGCUGGCCGGGUUGGGCAUCAGCCUCGAGGGCACGGUGGAGGUGGAGGGCGGAGUGGAAGUCCGCCCACACCACUACAUCCGAUCGAUCCUCGAGGAUGGGCCGGUUGGACGGGACGGGUCGCUCAAACCGGGCGACGAACUACUGCAGGUGAACGAACAUCGACUGCAGGGUCUGAAGCACAUCGAGGUGGUGAAGAUAUUGAAGGAGUUGCCGGCGCAGGUGCGUGUUAUUUGCGCUCGUGGCAGCUCACCCCCCACUGUGAUCAACACGUCGCGCAACGCAGAGGCUUUCGAGGCGCGCAGCCUGCUCGCAGGCGGACUCCAAAGUCUACAAAGUCUGCAAGGCAUCCUGACAAAGGCGCAAUCCGAAAGCUCACUCUACACAUCCAGCACGGCCACUCUCACCGACCAGCAGCGCUCGAAGUCUGUCGAGCAGGUGUCCGGAUUGGCGCUCUGGACGAACGAGGUGUUGUACUGCGACAUCGAGAAGACGGAGCGUGGUUUUGGGUUCUCCAUACUCGACUACCAGGACCCGCUCGACACCGAUGGAACCGUGAUCGUCGUACGUGGACUCAUCCCUGGCGGGUCGGCUGAGACCACCAACUUCAUCUUUCCCGGCGAUCGGCUCGUCUCGGUGAAUGGGCACAGUCUGCAGAGUGCCACGCUUGACCAGGCCGUCAGUGUUCUGAAAGGCAUCCCACUAGGACCUGCCCGGAUCGGGCUCUGUAGACCACUCUCAACCUCCGACAACAAUCUCUCGUCCACGCCCGAAACACCCACCACUUAG